Poeciliopsis prolifica (blackstripe livebearer) is the source of this 1600-nucleotide messenger RNA. Its product is annotated as cyclin-dependent kinase 9. Gene Ontology annotation, cellular component: nucleus. Gene Ontology annotation, molecular function: ATP binding; cyclin-dependent protein serine/threonine kinase activity. The record is from RefSeq and is a predicted model, not a curated record. Gene Ontology annotation, biological process: protein phosphorylation. The transcript is spliced from 7 exons. NCBI's taxonomy places the organism in Eukaryota, Metazoa, Chordata, Actinopteri, Cyprinodontiformes, Poeciliidae. The coding region runs from base 104 to 1285 and encodes 393 amino acids.
GGUUGUAGUUGCAGCCGGUCUCCAGCUGGCGGCAGUAGUGCUCCGGGUUUUUAUUUGAUCAGCUGCUGGAUCAAUCCAAAGAAGAGUCACUUCCGGCGCCGAGAUGCAGCGAGAGAAAACAAGCAACGCCACCGCGGUUGAAAAGCCCGACCGUGAGGCCGCCAUCAUGUCCAAAUACUACGACGGAGUGGAGUUCCCGUUCUGCGACGAGUUCUCCAAGUAUGAGAAGAUGGCCAAGAUCGGACAGGGAACCUUUGGGGAAGUGUUCAAGGCCAAGCACCGGCAGACCGGGAAGAAGGUCGCUCUGAAGAAAGUUCUGAUGGAGAACGAGAAGGAAGGGUUCCCCAUCACGGCUCUGAGGGAGAUCAAGAUCCUGCAGCUGCUGAAGCAUGAGAACGUAGUGAACCUGAUCGAGAUCUGCAGAACCAAAGCUACCCAGUUCAACCGCUACAAGGGCUCCAUCUACCUGGUGUUUGACUUCUGCGAACAUGACCUGGCCGGCCUGCUGAGCAACGCCAACGUCAAGUUCACCCUGGCCGAGAUCAAGAAGGUGAUGCAGAUGCUGCUCAACGGCCUCUACUACAUCCACCGAAACAAGAUUCUGCACAGAGACAUGAAGGCGGCCAACGUCCUGAUCACCAGAGACGGAGUCCUGAAGCUGGCCGACUUUGGCCUGGCCCGGGCCUUCAGCCUGGCCAAGAACAGCCAGGGGAACCGCUACACCAACCGGGUCGUCACGCUGUGGUACCGACCGCCAGAGCUGCUGCUGGGCGAGCGGGACUACGGGCCGCCCAUCGACCUGUGGGGGGCGGGCUGCAUCAUGGCGGAGAUGUGGACCCGCAGCCCCAUCAUGCAGGGCAACACGGAGCAGCACCAGCUGACCCUCAUCAGCCAGCUGUGCGGCUCCAUCACGGCUGAGGCCUGGCCCGCCGUGGACAAGAAGUACGAGCUGUACCAGAAGAUGGAGCUGCCCAAGGGCCAGAAGAGGAAGGUCAAGGAUCGGCUAAAGGCCUACGUCAAGGACCCGUACGCCCUGGACCUGAUCGACAAGCUGCUGGUUCUGGACCCGGCCCAGCGGGUCGACAGCGACGACGCCCUCAAUCACGACUUCUUCUGGUCCGACCCCAUGCCGUCCGACCUCAAGAACAUGCUGUCCACGCACAACACGUCCAUGUUCGAGUACCUGGCCCCGCCCCGGCGCAGGGGCCACAUGCCGCAGCAGCAGCCCAACCAGAACCGGAACCCGGCCACCACCAGCCAGACCGAGUUCGACCGGGUCUUCUAGCCAGAUCCAGAGAAACGCUCUGAAUGACAUUUCCUGCAGGAUCGUCCUGCUUGUUACGUCAGGACAUUUGGGUCGACCCGGAGUCCUAUUGAUGUUUGGGUUGACCCGGUUCUGGACCAGUUUUGAGCUAGUGCUGGACCGGUCCGACAGCCACGCUCCGUGAAAAGGCGUUCAGUUUAACGAUCCAGAUCUGUACAGAAGGGCUCUUGGUUCUGAUCAGUUCCAGCUGGACCCGCCUCAAGUUAUUUAUAGGAAUGAGUUCUGAGCGGUCCGCUGGGCCGGAACCACACACUAAUAAAAUGUGUUUUUCAUAAA